GUCGGCCAAACUAUCGGAAGUGUCUAAACCGUUUCGCCAACUUGCUGAGAAUUUACUGACUUCUGUGACGGGUAAGUUGGGACAUUUUCUCAUGAACAAGCCAUCUAACCGCGUCGUAGAUCCGAAGGCUGUGCCCCAAAUAUUCACCUGGCUAGAGGACACUGUUGGGCGGUCAGCGAAAAGACCAAGACAUUGGGGCCUUCCAAAGACUAUCACGACGAAUUGUGAAUCUGUCCCAAUAGCGCGACAAAGGGGGGCAGAUACACACUGGCCUGAGAAUUGGCCCCAGUCAGACCUGAACGAACGUCACUUUUCAUCCGAUCAACCGUCGAGCAGCUCGGAUUCAUUGAUGCCUGUGGAUGGCCCUCCGUUCAACGUUAUGGCGGCGCAUCUUACUGAAGGAGUAGGUGAUGGGCAAAAUGGAAGAUCUACAGGACACGCCCCUUCAGAUUGUAGCUCUGACAGAAGAACAUCGUUGGAGGAAAUUUCGAUACAUCCUGACAAGAGCCUUGAAGACGACAACCUGGGUUGUCAAGGGAGCCAAGGCAGGGACGAGGGAACGGAUAUUUUAGGGUGGUUGAGCUUAUUUGGAAACGUGAAUGAGCUUCAUCCGACGGACACCGUCCGUGAUGUGUUAUCUAGCUGGUCCGAAUAAAGAAUCGGCGAAUGUUAUGUGCGAUAUGCAGAAUUAUCUACCUUGGGUUCGCUUUUGUAAUUACUUCUUGCGAAACUCUCAAAA
This is a messenger RNA of Paraphaeosphaeria sporulosa, 739 nucleotides long. RefSeq lists its product as uncharacterized. Bases 92 to 655 code for a protein of 187 amino acids. The record is from RefSeq and is a predicted model, not a curated record. NCBI's taxonomy places the organism in Eukaryota, Fungi, Ascomycota, Dothideomycetes, Pleosporales, Didymosphaeriaceae. The transcript has 2 exons.